Molecule: messenger RNA, 582 nt
Organism: Ctenocephalides felis (cat flea)
Lineage: Eukaryota; Metazoa; Arthropoda; Insecta; Siphonaptera; Pulicidae
Exons: 1
Coding region: 143-562 (139 amino acids)
Source: RefSeq, a predicted model, not a curated record
UUAGUGAGCUCAAGCUGCCAAUUGAUUAAAGAAACUUCUGGUUAACCUAAAAAUAACCAAACAAAAUUAAAGAACAAAAUAAUUUCACAACUGCCAAACUUUGUACUUUUAGCUAUUACUACAUCAAAUAUAUCUAUUACUAAUGUCGUCCCUAAAAGUGAUCUCCAACCAAUGGCAACGUCCACAGACAUCAGUCUACGAAAACAAUUUCGGCUACGCCGUCAAUUUUUACCAGCCAAUGAUCGAUUAUUUAGAUGAAAAACGAUCUAAAGGCAAUGCCAGAUAUCCACAUCUUCCCUACACCGAUGAAAGGGCUUUGCCUCCAUAUGAUCCUUCAAAAAAAAUCAAACCUUACACAGAACAAGAGAUUCAGGAGCUUGCUAAAGAUACCGACAGAAUCGUCCGGAAAGGUUUGGCUACAAUUGGUACAAAACGUAGUAAUGUAUUAAGAAGAUCUGCUAGUGGUGGAGAGUUGGUGGAUUUGGGUAAAAAUAUUUUAUCCAAGUCAUCAAGUGCAGCAAAUGUGUCCUCUCAAAAUUUGCCCAGAACGAGCAAGUUGUAAUGAGGAGAACCAAAGUCAGA